AUGGCAGCAUCCUUCACUGUAACUGGACUUGCACUGGUACUUUUCCUCCCGACUGCCCAGCUACUGUCAGCUGAGCUGAAGUUUGCAGAUCAGACCAAUUUCAGAGUGUAUGAAACCAGUCAAACUGUUGUGCGUCUUGUUGUGGAGAGAGUGGGAGACCCCGUGAAUGUCACUGCGCUUGUGCUGCUGGAGGGUGAGGACACAGGGGACUUUGAGGCCACUACUGCUGCAGUGUUUCUUCUUACAACUGAGAAAAGAAAGACCAUCUUCAUUGCUGUCCGGGAUGAUGACUUACCCGAAGCUGAUGAAACGUUUGUCUUCAGCCUUAAAAUGCAGGCCUCAUCAAAUGGUGUUACUGUGGGGACUCCCAACCAGGCAACUAUCACCAUUCUGUCUAAUGACAAUGCCUUUGGAAUCAUCUCCUUCAACUCAACCUCGCUGAUGACCGUGAGUGAACUGCAGGGCAGCAACCAGAAUGUGCUUUUAUCUCUGAUCCGUGAGAGGGGCACCUAUGGGACAGUUACUGUGAUCUUUGAGAUAUCUGGUGGUCCAAAUCCUGCAAUUGAAGACCUAAGUCCAGACAGAGGCAACAUCACAUUCCUCCCUGGACAGGCUGAAGUGGUAUUCAGUAUUGUGAUACAAGAUGACAAGAUCCCAGAAGAUGAUGAAAUGUUCACGGUGCAGCUGACAGAAGUGCAAGGUGGAGCACUCUUAAAUCCUAACCGCAGCAGCAUAGACAUCCUUAUAUCCCGUAAUGAUGCGCCAAUCCGUAUGUCUCAGCCUUACCUGGCUGUACCAGAAAUUGAUGCUAUCAUCAACCUCACCGUCACCCGCGGACUUACUGACGAUGACCAACCCAUUGGCUCUGAUGAACGUGAGGUUUCCAUUGCUUACAUGGUUGUCAGUGGAAACAAUUCUACCAAUAUGGCCACUGCUGGUGUGGAUUUUGAGGAUCUCCAGUUGGAGCAAGUAGUAUUUUUCCCUGUUGGAGUCCACAAAGUACAGCUGCAUUUCAGGAUCAUUGAUGACGACGUGCCGGAAAUUGCAGAGUCCUUUCGUGUGAUCCUCUUGGAGACCACACUACUGGGGGAUGCUGUGCUGGUGGCGCCAAACUCUGCUCAUGUAGUCAUUGAGCCCAAUGAUAAACCCCAUGGGGUGCUGUCAGUCAGCACCAUGACAACAAGUGGUCCACUUAUUGUCAAUGAGGACCUCACCAUGAAAUUUGAAGAGAUUGUUGUCGUGAGAAAUGGUGGUACACAUGGAGAUAUCACAGUGAACUUUACCGUGACCAGGAAUGCGACAGAUGACUCAUCAGUGACAUAUGACCUGAGUCCUGCCUUUGGAGUUUUGAGUUUUGCUGCUGGUCAGAUGACGUCGGCCAUUUCCUUCAACAUUACUCAGGAUGACCUCCCAGAAGAAGCUGAGGUCUUUCUCCUCAGGCUGCUGCCUGACUCAGUGCAAGGUGGAGCUGAGGUGGAUGAACCAAUGGAGAUCAUCUUCUAUCUGCAGGACAGUGACGACGUAUACGGCCGCUUCAUGUUCCAUCCCAAUAAGAGCCAGCAGAUUCAGAGCGAGCCCAGUGGGCGCUUCCUGUCCCUCAGCUUCUUGCGUGAGGGAGGCUCAGUGGGGAGAGUGCAGCUGACCCUCAGCGUUCUCUACCAGCCCAAUCGGCCUGUCGACUCCCCUCUGAAUGGGGUGCUGAACAGCAGCAGUGUCACCAGUGUGCUGUUUGGGCCAGGGCAGCAUUUGGCGGACAUAAUAUUGCCCAUACGGAAUGAUGCCUUCUUGCAAAAUGGUGCCCACUUUCUCAUUCAGAUGAUAUCUGUGCAACUGGACAACAUACGACCUCCUGUGCCAUCGAUUAGUCCUCGUUUUGCUGGUGCUGUCAAUAUGAGCCUCAUCGUCACUCCAGAAAUUGCCAAUGGAGAGAUUGGGUUUACCAGUAACCUGACGGUGGUGUUACUGGAGCCAGAAGACAGCAACAGCAGUUUGGUGACCCUUUCACUCCGUCGGGACGGAACGGAUGGAAAGGCUGAGGUGUUCUGGAGUCUGCACCCAACUGGAGAAAAUGAUGUGGAUUUGACCCCAGAUGACCUUUCACCUUUCAGUGGCUCAGUCAUAUUCCAGACAGGGCAGAGUGAUGCGGAAAUUAAUAUCACCGUUCUGGCUGACGACAUCCCUGAGAUCAAUGAAACUGCUCUACUCACUUUAGACAGGGCAAAUACAAAGAACCAGAUUCUAAAGCCUGGCUAUACCACUCGUGAGAUUGUCAUAUUGGAGAAUGACGAUCCUGGAGGAGUCUUUGAGUUUUCAGCAAGCUCCAGAGGACCAUGGACUAUCAAUGAGGGCGAAACAGUAGAGCUAACUGUGGUACGUUCAUAUGGAGAACUGCUGAGGCAGCUUAUUCGCUUUACGUUGGCACCCUUGGGUACUGAAGAAUUCUAUGGUGCCACGGGGAUCCUAGAGUUCCAGCCAGGCGAGAGAGAAGUAAUGGUAGCAUUGGUGGCCAAGGAAGAUGGUGUGCCUGAGCUGGAUGAGUUGUUCUCUGUGGUACUAAGCAGCCACAGCACUCCUGCCAGUCAUCUUGGAAGCCACAGAGAGGUCAAUAUUACUGUUCGUCAAAAUGAAGAUCCUUUUGGGGUCAUAGAGUUUGGCCAACCUGGGUUGUCAUUCUUCAUCAAUGAAAGCAGUGACAUGAAUCCUUAUUCAGCCUCUUACCCUAUUGUUAGGAACAGAGGCACAUUUGGGAACGUGUCUGUUGCGUGGGUCAUUGAUCCUAGUACAUCAGAGGAUGUCAGACCAAUGCACGGAUAUAUUGAGUUUUCAGAGGGGGAAUAUGUUAAAAACCUCACACUCUUUUCUGCACCUGAUGAGGUUCCAGAGGACAUGGAAAACUUUACCAUUUCUCUCCUGCAUGCAACUGGUGGUGCGCGACUUGGAGAUAAUCGGAAUGCAACCUUACAAAUCUAUGAAAACGAUUACCCAAUUUACUUUGCAGAGCCUCUUGUUGUUAUAGUUGCAGAAGGAGAAACGGCUAAUUUCUCUCUUCUGAGGACAGGACCAGCUGAUAGCACUGCUACUGUAAUGUAUCAGUUUGCCUACGGUGGUGCUUCACCUGAUGAUGUCAUUCCUUUAAGCAACGACUCACUUGUUACAUUUGAUGUUGGAGAGCGGAUGAAAACCAUCUCCUUCAUGGCGGAGGAUGAUGAUAUUCCUGAAACUGAUGAACUCUUGUAUAUAAUUUUGUUUAAUGCAACAGGGGAUGCAGUGGUCUAUGAAAAGCACACCGGUACCAUUGUCAUCGAGGCGAAUGAUGACGCCAAUGGGAUCUUCUCCCUUGAUUCCUCUGAGAAGCCUGUAGAGGAGGGCAAAACAAACAACUUCUUUGUUUUGAGAGACAGGGGACACUUUGGCAAUGUUACCAUAUUCUGGCAACUCUUUGCAAAUGAUACCCCUCUCCAGCCUGGGGUGGAGUUCAGCAACACAUCAGGCUCUGUAGUGUUCACUACUGGGGAGGCCAUCAAGCCCAUCAUCUUAGAGGCGAUAUCUGAUAAACUCCCAGAGUUCAUUGAGUUUUAUGUUCUGGUGCUUGUAAACAUUUCAGGUGGAUACCCAGGGGAAGGUGGUCAGUUAGCCUCAGCAAACCUCAGUACGUCAGUCAUCAUACCAUUCAACGAUGACCCUUUCGGGGUGUUCUUUUUCUCCGAAGAGCACAUGGACCAAGCAGUUGCAGAAGACGUCGUGUCUGACGAUGACAAGUCAAACACCGUCUCCUUGACUGUCCUCAGGCAGCAGGGAACAUUCGGAGUGGUGUUCGUUGUAUGGGAAAUCCUGUCGGGAGAGUUCCCUAAUGGCUUGCCUCCUAUGAAGGACCUUCUUUUGUUGGCCUCUUUUCCACAGUCAGUGGAGGUCCAGCCUGGCAGAGCAGAUUAUGCCGGCACUGAUGCCUUGCUCUUCUCUGGUCUCCAAGGAGCCCAUGGUGCCAUUGACGCUAACGUUCCGUUAUUAAAUGGGCUCCACAGCCUUGUCAAUUUCAGCGUAUCCGUCUGGCUAAUGCCCCAAGACAAUACCAAUGGAUUUAUUUUCUCCAAAGGCGACAGCAAUGGGACCCUUUUUUAUGGAAUUAAAAUCCAUGUGGACGAGUCCUUUCUUAAUGUGAUGCUCUUCUACAUGGCAGUUGGGUCAAACACGACUCAAGUGGAGAGGGCCGCUAUGAACAGAGCUGUGGACGACGGCACAUGGAUCCAAAUUGUUAUCACAGUAGACGAUGGAAUUAUUCAGUUUUUUUUGGACGGAAGCCCAAUGCCAGAUGGAAUGAAAAGCCUUAAUGGGGAAGCAAUAAUUGAUGUGCCUUCACCCAUUCAUAUAGGCUCAAACCCAGUUGGGGAGGAGCGUUACCAGGGCCUGGUGCAAGACCUACGGCUAUACUCUUCCUCUCUGAAUUAUACUACUAUCCAAGAGCUCUAUGAUCAGCCAGCCAGACAUGACCUGCAAAUUGUGUCUGGUUACCUUGAAUACCAACAGGACGAGAGCGAGAAAACAAUAUUGGUGGAGGUGCUUGAUGACGAGGACACCGAGGGGGAAGAGUUGUUCUACUUGCAGCUGGUUAGUGUACGUGGAGGUGCUCGUCUUCCUACACCACUCCCCACCGCCAUCCUUCGGGUGCAGAAAAGUGACAACGCCAAUGGGCGGUUCGGAUUCUCUGGGACCUGUACGCCUGAGAUAUCAGAGGAGGGAUCUGUCAUCUCUUGUGUCAUUGAGCGGAUUUUCGGAACUCUGGAUUAUGUUUAUAUAAACUACACUGUGAUUCAGAUCGAUUCAACUGAUGAUGCCUCAGACUUUGCCAACUCAACUGGUGUAGUUGUUUUUCAACCUGGACAGCGUUCUGAGGUCCUGAACUUGCUGGUGUUGGAUGAUGACCUUCCAGAGUUUGAGGAGCGUUUCCAGGUUAUCCUGGUCUCUGCUGUCUCUGGAGACGGGCUGCCUGGCACGACCCCUACAAGUGGAGCAAGCAUUGACCCUGAAAAUGCCAUCAACGUGAUUACAAUCAAGUCCAGUGAUUAUCCAUAUGGGCUGAUGCAGUUCCAAACGGGCUUAUUACCGACUGGAAUGAUCUUACCAGCUCCCAAGGAUGCGCAUAUCACUGUGACAGAGGAGGAUGGUAUAGCCCAUGUAAUGGUGGCCAGAGCACAGGGCUUAACAGGAGAAGUUAUGGUCGGAUACCGCACUGUUCCUUUCACGGCCAUCAGUCCAGGGGAUUACAAGGAUGUUAACGGAACACUAGUAUUCAAACAAGGAGAGAGGUAUAAGCACAUAAAUGUCACCAUCAUUGACAAUGAAGUGCCUGAGCUCGAGAAGGUGUUCAGAGUGGAGCUCCACAGUCCAGUUGGUGGAGCCAGCCUUGGUGCUGCCUCAACCCUCACUGUGACGAUUGCUGCUUCGGAUGAUGCUCAUGGAGUAUUUCAAUUCAGUGCCAAUUCACUGUCAGUUGAUGCCACAGAACCAGAGCAGAGCCACAGCACGGUGACCAUGCAGGUGGUGCGUUCCUUUGGUGCGCUGUCUGAUGUGACAGUGUUCUGGGAGGUAGAGCCGUCUGCAAAGCCAGAGCUGUUGCACAUCGCUGGGAACUUGACCUUCGGUGUUGGUCAAAUGGUGUCAGACAUUGUUUUACAGGUCUCGCAAGAUGAUAUCCCUGAACUAGAUAAGACCUUCAAAGUGAUCCUGUCGAACGUCUCCCACGGACGCUUGGGGGAGAGUUCGGUCGCGUCCCUGACCAUAUUGGCAAGUGAUGACCCCUAUGGGCUCUUUGUGUUCUCUGAGGACAACCGUCCAGUGCGGAUAUCUGAGGCCAACGCUACGGUCACCCUCACCAUACAGCGCCAAAAAGGCCUCAUUGGGACGGUGAGGGUGAACUACCAAACUCUAAAAGAGACAGAUGACGCUCCGUUCCACACACCAGGAGUGGGCCGAGCCACUGAAGGCAGUGACUUCAUUCCCAUUAGGUCAUCAGUGACAUUUGCAUCCAAUCACAGUGAGGCGAAUGUUACCUUGCAGGUUCUAGAUGAUGAGACGCCAGAAAGGGGGGAAUCGAUCUUCGUGGAGCUGGUCAGCGUCCUUCUCAUAGAGGGAGCACAAGAUCGAACAAUUUCUCCUAGUCUGGGAUCAAGAAUUGACACUGUUGCUCAAGUUAUAAUAGAGCCCAGUGAUGAUGCAUUUGGGAUGCUGCAGCUGUCUGUUUCUUCAGUGAUGGUGAAGGAAUAUUAUACCGGACCCAUUAUCAACGUGACUCGUGUUGGGGGAAUUUUCGCGGAUGUGUCUGUGAAGUUCAUAGCAGUGCCAAUAACUGCCACAUUUGGUGAAGACUUCAGCAUUGCCUCGUCUGAUGUGGUCCUCCUGGAGGGGGAGACCAGUAAGCCCGUGCCGAUCCUGAUCAUAAACGACGUGGUGCCUGAGUUGGAAGAGACUUUCCGCAUUCAGUUGCUCAACCAGACAACAGGGGGCGCUCAACUGGGUGACCUGACCCAAGCAAUUAUCACAAUUCUGCCAUCUGAUGACCCCUUUGGGUCUUUUGUGUUUCAGGCAGAUGACAUUACCAUUGAAGAGCCUGAAUUUAGUCCAGUUGAGAUCUCGUUGCCUAUUGUGCGAAAAGCUGGGACAAUGGGUGAAGUGACCGUGCAGUGGCAGGCUACGGUCAACUCACAAGAAGCUGUAGGUGACCUCUUACCUUCCUCUGGAGGAAUAAGCUUUGCUGCAGGCGAAACAAAGAAAAUAUUAAAAGUUCAAGUCCUUCCAGAUGAUGUUCCAGAGAUCACAGAGAUAAUCAGGUUGAAACUCAUCGGUGCCACUAACGGAGGGAGCAUUGGAGUACAGAGUGUUGCCAAUAUUAUCAUCCCGGCCAAUGACCACCCCUAUGGAACUGAUAUCCACUUUGAUCAGUCCGUCUACCGUGUGUGGGAACCCUUACAAGGAGCCUAUAUUGCUAACAUCACUGUGCGGAGAAAUGGUGGUCAUUUUGGUCGUCUGGAGAUCCUGUACAGCACAUCAGAACUUGACGUGGUGAGCAUCGCUCGGAUGGAGGGACAUGACAUUUUGAUGUAUUAUGAUCCUCCUGUCAGAGGGGCUUAUUUCAGUGCCACCCCCGUAUCAGUCAGUCUCAACUCCUCUCCAAACCCCCUCAGCACCUGUGCUGAAGUGUGCCUGCUGGAGCAGACGUGUAUAGCUUUCUCCCUCACCAACACCACCACCGGUUCCAUCUCCUGUGUGUGGGUGAAUGGCAACACAGGGACACUAACUCCUGACCGCCAAACCAUCACCUACGUCAAAAACACAACGUCUGUCACGUCGCUCUUGAGUUCCCAGGCCCUCGCUGGAGCUGACUACACUCCUGUAAUUGACCAGGCAGCCGUUAUGGCCGAUGGCUCCGGAGAAGCGAACCUUACGGUGGCAAUCCUCACCGACUCAUUAGCGGAGAUGGACGAAAGCUUUAGCAUACAUAUCCUCAGCGUCAGCCUUGUCAAUAUGACAGUGGAAGAGAAGAACCUACCGACUGUGGGUCAGCCAGAUUCAGCCCUGGUGACCAUCAACAUGAAUGGGGACGCGUUUGGAGUAUUCGUGCUGUACAUCCUCCACCCGGAGGCGACGGACGACCGCCUGUACCUGGAGGUCAAUGAGGGGCCGCAGACGUCGGUCCUCCUGGUCAUCGAGAGGACGGGUGGGGCUUUGGGCAGAGUGACGGUGGAGUGGAAACAUGUCGGCGGAAGUGCAAGCCCCGAUCUGGACUUCACCGGAACUGGUGAAACGCUCGCAUUUGCAGAUGGUGAUGUGGAGAAGACCCUGAGAAUCCUCAUCGCCGAUGACGACGAGCCGGAAGGAAAUGAAACCCUGGUCAUUGGCCUGGUCAGAACAGAGGGAGGCAGUCGCAUCAUGCCUGGCUCCGAUUCCAUCACCAUACUCAUCCUGGCCAAUGAUCAUGCUGCUGGAAUUGUGGGAUUCAGUGACGCCUCCAGAUCAGUCACCACGCGGAAAGGUCAAAGGCUGACUCUACUUGUGGACAGGACAGCUCCUGGAAUUGGCAAUGUUACUGUUGACUGGACAAUCCUUGGUGCCGAUGUCUCUCUAACCUUCACUGAAGCUUCAGGACAACUCUUCUUCCCUGAAGGCAUACUGAGCAACACAAUUGUUCUACAACUGUUUGAUGAUAUUAUUCAAGAAGAGAGGGAAGUUUAUAGAAUGAUUCUCUCCAACAUUUUAACUGAAGGGGUGGUGUCCAGUGGAAGAGCUAUUCUGUCCCCAGGAGGCAGUGAAGCAGUAGUGAGCGUGGAGGCGGAUGAUGCGCCUGAGCCUGUCAUCACGGUGUUGACCAUCCCGCCCUCUUCUCUACGGGUGACCACGCCUGAGGAGGACGUUAGUCUUCACGUUUUCAUCCAACGGGAGUCGGGGGACUCAGGAGCUGUGCAGAUCAGCUAUGCCACUAUGCCUGGCUCCUUGACAGACCUACCUGAUACGGCUUUGGCCCAGCCUGGAGAGGACUUCCAGCCCCUCAAUGGUUCCAUCGUACUUCCAGACGGCCAGACAUCAAUAUCCAUUCCCAUAACAAUUAUAGAUGAUGACAUACCUGAAAUACAGGAAGUAUUCCUACUUAAGAUAACGUCCGCUGUGCUCCUAACCUCACUUAUCAAUCUAGACGUUGACGGUCUUGUGGCAGAAAUCAUCAUUGAAGCUAAUGAUGGGAUCCAAGGUGUUAUGAACUGGCAGACUAUCAGUUUUGAAGUGAAUGAGACAGUGGGACUGCUAACACUCGUGGCCCAUAGAGAUGUGGGAGUCUAUGGGAAUGUGUCUGUAUCCUACUAUACCCAGAACCUAGAAGCCCAGUUGGGACAGGAUUUCAACACCACUCCUUCAGUCUUACACUUUGCCCAUGGAGAGAGAUUUAAGUUCAUAGAGAUUGAAAUUUUAGAUGAUUCUCUCCCAGAGGGGGAUGAACAGUUCCUGGUGAUACUAGCCAACCCCUCUCCUGGUUUGGAGCUGGGUGCCAAUAUUACAGCGACAGUGACUAUCUUGACCAGUGACGAUGGCCAUGGGGUAAUAUCUUUCAACAACAGUGAGCACUUUUUACUAAAGGAGCCCACGUUUAAGGCUGGGAUCAGCGAGAGUGUGGCUGUGCUUUAUAUAUUCCGAAACCCACCAGAAGGGACUUUUGGCACAGUCAGUGUUCAGUUUUCGGUCACUGACAACAAUGGUUCACUUAACACCAAUGACGUAAUGCCCUCAGAGGGAGUUGUGGUGCUGGAGGAUGGAGUCAGAUUUCAGGUCCUAGAGAUUUGGGCAGUUCUAGAUGAAGAACCAGAGAUGAAUGAGACAUUCACUGUAACGCUGUUUAAUCCAACGGGUGGUGCAAGACUCGGGGAAUAUGUGCAGGUCUCCAUCACAGUGUUGGAGAAUAAAGCUCCCCUCAGCCUUUUUAGAAUAUCAACAUCUGACAGUGGGCAAGUGAUUCUCAUGGAGGUGGAAGAGGGAGAUACGCUGUAUCUCACAGUCUCCUGCAGUGGCAGUGUAGACACCAUCAUGAGCGUGGAAUGGGAGACAACACCCGACUCUGCUGUCGCCAUGUUGGGUCCACAUGCUCACUUGGCUGAAUAUCAACUGAUCAGCCAUGAGACCUCCUCAGACUGGUGUUUCUUCUCCAAUGGAGAUGAUGUUCUGGCUCUACAUACAAGCCAGACCCAGGCAACUCUGUAUCGCUGGGUGGGCGUCCUCGUGCCAAUAGAGUCUGUCAUAAUACAGGGUCCAAGUAGAUGUGUGGGAUUCACUGUAGAUGGUGCAUCAUAUGUGGCCAUUUCCCAUGGAAAUGACACUCACUCUCCCAGUAUUAACAUCUUCAGACUGCAAUCUGAUUUCAAUUUAACUCUGGAGCAAACAUUUGCUGCUGGGUCUCUUGAAAUGGAGUAUUUUUCAUGGGACCUGCAGGCAUAUUUGAUCGUAUCAAAUCAGGUAUUCAUGGAGACUGCAGGUUCUUUCUCCCUACACCACCUACUGGAACUCCCCGAUGUGUCUGGCCUGUCUGUCUUCCUCCGCAAUACUGCAUUGUAUCUCGUUGCGUGCUCGAGCUCAGCUUCUAGCUGCUUCCUUUUCAUAUGGGUUGAAGGACGCUUCCAGGACCCUACGCCGCUAAAUGUUGCCGUUACUGCAAAGCAAGUGGAAGUCUUGACUGUAGGGGGAGAUACUAUUCUCCUGCUAAGCACUGAAGACCCAGCUCCUACGUGUGAGGUACAUGUAUGGGGAUCCAAUCAUGACGUCUUCCAGCACGCUCAGACAAUAUCUCUGUCUGACCUGGUCUCCAUGCAAGCAUUCACAACCCCUUCUGGGAGUGCUUACUUGGCUCUGGCUGCCGCCUCUGGCUCUCAGCUGUACUCCUGGAGACCUGAUCUUGCACAGUUUGUCAAAACUCUCAGCAGCUCCCCAGCAGAGCAGUUCUUCUUCUUGUCUGCCCCCUCUCUGAAUGCCACCAAGAGCCUUGUCAUCGCCACCAGCCAAUCAUACUCCACCAUCUAUGACCUGAUAUAUGUGUCCAACCAAUCAGACUUCAUACCCAGGUUUGGAGAGCUACAGUUCCACCCUGGUGUCCAGCAGCUGGAAAUUGCUGUAAAUAUAAUUGAUGAUGACCUCCCAGAAGACAUGGAACACUUCAACAUCAAACUGAAGAACCCAAAAGGAGGAGCAGAGAUUGGAUUUGGUGGUCAAGUGGCUGUUAGCAUCUCUUCCAAUGAUGACGCCCAUGGUAUCAUUGGUUUCGCACAGGACUCUCUCUUCAGAGAGGUAGAGGAACUGGAGGAGGAUACUCCCCUAAUUCUGAAUGUGGAGAGAAAUAGAGGGACAUUUGGAAGCCUGGUUGUGCACUGGAAAGUUAAUGGAAGUCUGGACGACAUCUCCCCUACCUCUGGCAUGUUGACAUUUUCAGAGAACCAAGCUCUGGCUGACAUUGUUCUUAGCGUGCUUGCUGACAACCUCCCUGAACCUGCAGAGAAAGUUGUCAUCAUUCUCACAGACGUUACCACUGUGGGCUUAGCUGAUGUGUCCAGAGGCGCAUACAUAGAUCUUCAACGCUCUAUAGCAGAGAUCAACAUUCUACCCGUUGUCUACUCCUAUGGGGUGAUUGGCUGGCAUUUGGAUUUUAUGCACAUACUUAUACAAGAACCUCAAGAACCCAUAAAUGUGACCCUGGGCAUUGUACGGGACCAAGGCUCAAAGGGGGAUGUGAUUGUCCACUACAACACCGUUCCUGCCUUCACUCAGCUGCCAACCAAUCAAGCCAGUGGAAAUGAGGAUUAUGUGCCUAAGAAAGACACCAUCAUUAUGAGAGAUGGUGAAACCAAUGUUUGGGUGACCAUCACCAUUCUACCAGAUGAAAUUCCAGAGCUAAACGAAACUGUGCUUGUGAACAUCACAAGCGUUGAACUUGUGGCCGGGACUGUGACUGCUGGGCAACCCAGCAUUAGUAGGCCGGGCCUAGAAGUGGCAGAGAUUAUCAUCCAAGAGAACGACGACCCACAAGGUGUCUUGGAGUUCAAUGUCACAAAGGAUGACACUGGGCAUGUGAUGGCCUAUGAAAUCCCUCCUCCUGGAAAUGUCCUUUACCUACCAGUUGUGCGGCGGGCAGGGAGGUUUGGCACAGUAGUCACCUACUGGGAAGUUGUACCUGCCUCUGCUGACUUUGAGGAUUUCAGUCCUGCUUCGGGGAACAUAACGUUUUAUGAUAAUCAGGGUGAAGGCAUUAUCAUAAUAACCAUCACGGAUGAUGAUGCAGUUGAGUCUAUGGAGACGUUUGAGGUUGUUUUGAGCCUUGUGAUUGGUGGAGCCAGACUCGGGAAGGAGUCAUCAGUGGCAGUCAGCAUUGCUCCCAAUGAUUCACCUCUGGGAAGCUUUGGUUUUGAGGCACUCAUGGUUAUGGUCUCUGAGCCACAGUUCAGCGAUGACCCGGCAGCUGUGGCUACUCUGACAGUCGUGCGCAGUCCCUCGGGGGAAGGGACAGUUCAUCUCGCAUGGUUUCUGGAAGAGGAAGGAUGGGAAGACUUGACUCCUCAUAAUGGCACGAUCACAUUCAAUGAGAUUGAGUCAAGAAAGACUCUGACACUUCAUGCUGUGGCUGAUACUAUUCUUGAGGGGGAGGAGAGAUUCUCUGUUCAACUUCUGGCCAUUACUGAUGAAGUCAUGGUUGAUCCAACAAUGGGUGUGGCCACAGUGGUAAUUCAAGCAGACCUUGGGGCCUUAGGAAUUGUUGGCAUAUCAGAAUCCUCAAAGAACGUACUUAUUGGAGAACCAAAAGGAAAGUACAAUGGCACAGCUGUGAUAAGUCUGGUGAGAGGCCCAGGAGCGUUUGGGGAUAUCGAGCUCUUCUGGAACAUCACUCCAGCUGCGGCGUCUGAGUUUGAGCACACGUCUGGGACAGUCUCAAUGAGGGACCAGCAGUCCGCUGCAACCAUCCUGCUGAGGGUACUUGAUGAUGCCAUUCCUGAGGUGCGCCGCUCCUACCAGCUCAUAGUCAGCGCUCUCAGCCCCGGGUCAGUGGUCAGCCCUGAUGAGCGGGUGGCCAACAUCACCAUGGCAGCCAGUGACCUGCCCCAUGGAGUCUUCUCCUUCUCCCACAGCUCCCUACGCGUUACUGAAAACACCAAUAAGGUGAAUGUGACUGUGGUGCGUUCGGCAGGCUCUUUGGGGAGUGUGAUGUUGAAUUUCGUCACCUUCAAUGGCGCUGCUGACGGUGGUCAGGACUUCGCUCCACUGUCAGGGCAGCUGCUGUUUGGGCCGGGUGAGACAUCACGAGAGCUAAUCAUGGAGAUCUUAGAUGAUGACGUUCCAGAAGGGCCUGAGGAUUUCUACAUCAACAUCACUGAGGUGGCAGUGGUGAAUGGCAGUAACCUGGACUUCACUGUGAGAGAAAAUGGCCUCCAGCUUGAUCAACCUCCCGCCAUAGGAAAUAUCUCCUCUAUAAUGGUUAUCAUUCUGAAAAACGACAAUGCAGAGGGCAUCAUUGAAUUUGACUCUGCAUAUGUGAACCUCACGGUUGAAGAGGAAGUGGGUGUUAUGUCCAUUCCUGUCCUAAGGAGAGUGGGCUUAUAUGGUCUGGUUAAAGUGAACGUAACAUCCAACAGUCUGACCGCAACGCCUGAGCUAGACUUCAUUAUCUUGCAUGACUCACUCACCUUCAUCCAUGGCCAGACCCUAAGUCAUGUCAACGUUUCCAUCGUGGAUGACUUGGAUCGGGAGGACAGUGAAGUCUUUGAAAUCCACCUCUCUGGUGCUAUAGGAGGCGCUAUCUUGGGCAGCUACUUUAUUGCACAGAUUACCAUUAGCAAAAGUGAUUCCCCCAGUGGUAAAGUGCACUUCCUGAAUGACAGUGAGAUUGUCAUGGACAACCCUGAUGCUACCAAAAGGAUUACCUUGGCUCUGGAGAGAGUUGGGGGUUUGGUUGGAAACGCCACAAUUGCCUGGGAAAUUCUUGGCCCCAAUUCUCAGGAGGCGUUACCAUCCAACAAUUCAGACUUUGGUGAACCAGUAAAUGGAGAGUUUUAUUUUGGAGACGGGGAUGGAGAGCUGCGGUUCAUCUCAUUGGAAGUCUUGCCUCACGGGGAAGUUGAGGUGGAGGAAAUGUUUGUGGUUGUACUCCGCCUACUUGAAGGGGACAUGGACAUUGAUUCGAAAGCUAACAGCGUCAGAAUUGUGAUUAAGAAAUUUGGUGAUCCCAACGGCAUAGUGCAGUUUUCAGAGCCUGAUCUCCCAGAGCGGGUGUAUAAUGAGCCCACAGACAGUGAGGGACCACUCACCAUCUCCCUGGGCCUCACCCGUAGGGAGGGCGUUAUGGGCGAUGUCACGGUAUUCUGGAAAAUUGUCAGCAACUUUGAUGCAAGCACCGACUUCUCCGCUUUGAGUGGUAGCGUCUCGAUGCUGGCAGGCCAGCGCGUGGCAGAGGUGCUGCUGACCCUGCUGCCCGACGACGUCCCCGAGCUGGAGGAACUGUACACCGUCCAGCUCACCGCUGUGGAGGGUGGAGCCGAACUGGACGCCAACCGUAGUGUCGUCCACCUCAGAGUAAAUGCCAACGAUGAACCCUAUGGAGUGUUUGCCGUCUAUUCUGAGCAUCAGCAGAUUGUAGUGAAGAACCAGACAGAUGGACAUGAAAGGCACAUUGUCCUGAAUGUGACGAGGCACAGAGGUACUUUUGGAAAUGUUAGUGUGGAAUACGAGGUAAGAUAUACCGCUGCAGAGGAUGGGGCAAAGGUGCAGGGAAGCAUUGUGGUGAUGGAUGGACACGACUCUUCGAGUACGACUGUGCCCAUUAACGUUCAGGUGUUCCUUGGUGUUGGCUCAAACCUUACCAUUGAGCUAACAGACGUUCAUCUGAUUGGCCUUUUGCUUACCUCUCCGCCCCGUAUCUUACUGGAGUCAAAAAUGGCCACUGUAACAGUUCCAGAGCAAGCAGCUAAUGCUGAGGUUGGGUUCCAAUCACUGGCUCUCAAGGUCCCCAACACUGAGACUGGUCUUUGUGAAGUUGUUGUUGCUAGGCAAGGGCUCUAUGGGGAUGUAACGCUGGAGUGGAGCGCUGGGUAUCCCACCGGGCAAAGCCCAUCUGGAUUCCAACAAGGUCUCAUUCAACCAAGUUCAGGAAGUCUCCUGCUGGCUCAUGGAGAGAAGAAUAAGGUAUUCUCUGUCACUGUGCUAGACAGCACUUCAACAGACUCGCUUGCAUAUGCAGUGCAUUUAACUGGUGCCUCCUCUGAUGCACCAGGGGGAGCCACACUCAGGAAUGGAUUCACUUUGGCUGAAAUUGAACCCAUGGGUAUAUUCCAGUUUGCCUCAGGCUCACGGGAGAUUGUAACCACAGAGGACGUCCAAACUAUCACUCUGUACGUACGGCGUCUUUUCGGCGUUCGCAGCAAGCUAUCUCAGGUCUCCUUUGAAACAGUGGCGGGCACUGCUCAAGCAGAGCAAGACUUUGUCCCCAUCUCUAUGGGCAGACUACUGUUCCAAGCGCAGCAGUCAUCCGCCAUGAUAAACAUCUCCGUUAUCGAUGAUGUGCUGACAGAGCCCAGUGAGACGUUUUACGUCCACCUGACGGAAGCAAUAGAACUGGACGAAACAACCCCAGUGUUUUUGGUGGAUACAGGCCCAAGGGUGGACCGACGGAAUGCUAGAGUAAACAUUACCAUUUUGGACAACGACGCGGUGGGCGAAACUGCUGGACUGCUCAGUAUUGACCCGCCGCUGCUGCGCGUUACAGAGGACUGGACGGGCAGUCAGGGCGAAGAGCAGCAAGUCGUCCUGUCGGUGCAGAGAAGAGAAGGACUUAAAGGAACGAUAAGUGUAAAAGUGAGGGCGUAUGCUGUAGGCAGUGCUGUGGCUCAAUCCUUUUUCACCUCUGAGCAGAAUCACACUUUGGCUCAGGAGGGACAGGAUUUUGAGCUGGAGACGGUCUUGGUGUCCCUAGUGGAGGGGCAGAGUGAGGCCGAAGUGAGUAUUCGGAUUCUCGAUGACGCAGAGCCAGAGGGUCAGGAAGUGUUUUUCAUCUACCUCAGUGAGCCAGAGGGAGGGGCUGAGCUGGUGAGUGGGGUCCACCAGGAUGGCCUUACCUCGUUCUCCAAAAUCAUCAUUCUGGGAAGUGAUCUUCAUAAUGGCAUUCUGGGAUUUAUGCUAAGUUCUCAGUUUGGCCGUGUUCUAGAUGAGGACUCAGAGAAUAGAACUACUGUGCUUUUGCUCCAUCGGCAGGAAAAUCGGGCCUUUGAGGACGUGUUGGUAUUCUGGCGGGUGACAUUAAGCAUAAGCGGCUUGUCCCUUGUCAGCAAUGGGGUCAAUCUGACCAACGAGUUGUUGCAGACCUCAGGCAGAGCUCUCUGCAAACAAGGAGAGGUCCUUUGUUCAAUAACCCUGGAAGUUAGAGCAGAUGAGGACCCAGAAGACCAAACCUGGUUCCUUGUGGAGAUAUAUGAGGUGGGGGAGGGAGCGGCCAUCAACCAGAGUGCCCGGUUUGCCAACGUCACCAUGCUGAGGAGCGAUGACCCGCAGGGCCUUGUGUAUUUUCCUCUGGGCUCUCGGCUGCCAGUUGCUCACCUCAAGUCUGUACAACUGAGUCUUCAGGUCCAUAGAGACACUGCUGCGGAGUCUGUCACUGUUCACUACCACACAGAGAUGCUGCAGAACGCAGAAGUGGUGGGACCCACGCUCAUCUGGGCUGCAGUGGCAGGACAGGACUUUAUUUCAACAGAGGGGACACUAACCUUUACAGUGGGCCAGAAAACUGCCAGCCUUCAGCUGACACUGACCCCUAACCAGGCCUCCUCCCAACCCACCCCAAAGCGCUUCAGGGUGAUACUGUCUGAAGGGUCAGGUGCCAGAGUUCACCCACGGUACGGGGUGUCCAACGUGACAAUAGUGUCAGACGAGGAGACUCAGUCAAUAUGGGCACUGCUGGACCCUCUAACUCAACCACUCAGUCAGAAUCUCAUUGAUGCUACCCUGCAGAGCCUCAACAACUGGGUGACCACUGGUGAAGUCAGCCUUGAACAGCUAACUGCAGUAAUGGCUGCACUAGACAAGAUUUUGUCUGAGGCGGAACAGAGUCCUCUUGAAGACAGCAGUCGGGGCUUGACCUAUGAACUCCUGUGCUCUCUAGCCCACCCAAGCCGCAGGGACACUCGGGGCAUGAGCCAACUGGCCGAGGUGGCUGAGCGCUUUGCCUUCUCCCUGGUGACAGACGUGGCCUGUGGCUCAGAGGGCCAGAGAGGAAGGACGCUUCUGGACAGCUGUCCAUACUUCACGCUGGCAGCUCACCACUGGUACCCCACGCAGAUUAAUGGGCACACUUUCACGGGCCGAGACAUGGACACCUUCACUAUCCCAGAGACACUCCUCCAGGUGCCAGCCCUUCCUCUGAGUAACUUGGCUCUGUCAGCCUGCCGUAAAGUGCAGUUCACGGAAUACAGCACUGAGCACUGGUUCAUCACAAACUCCAAAGUCAGUGCGUUGAAUGACAAGGUAUUUUCAGUUAGUCUGGCUGGACGUACUUCUCAGCCUCUUGCUGAUGGAAUUGAAGUAUUAUACCGCAUCCACACUCCAGAUCAGGUCAAACCACGCAACUCAAUUUGCCUCCUGUGGAAUGAGCAAGCCGAGAGCUGGCUAUCAGAUGAGAAGGUCUGCCGUGUUGUGGAUGACCGUGAGAAUUUUGUGGAGUGUGCUUGCUCCCACCUGUCAGUCUACACAGCAUAUGCUGAUAAAGCCGCCAUCAUUUCCUACAACGCAGCAUUUUACGCUAGUGGGUUCAUAUGCAUCUCUGGCUUUUCUUUGGCCAUUCUGUCACAUGUAUUGUGCUCCAGGUUCCCCAUGUUUGCUGUUAAACUCCUCACACACAUGAUGGUUGCCUGCCUUGGCACUCAGAUUUGUUUCCUCGUGUCAGUAUUCCGAGGGCAGAUGUUCGCUGAGGACAGCUGUGCUACCCUGGGCCUGUUCUCUCACUACUUCCAUCUCAGCCAGUUCAGCUGGAUGCUUAUACAGGCAAUUAAUUUCUGGCAGACCCUUGUGAUGAACGAUGAACACACAGACAGACGUUAUCUUCUGUUCAUCCUCCUGAGCUGGGGACUUCCGGCACUGGUCAUCAUCAUACUGGUCAUUGUGCUUCUGGGAGGAUACGGUUGGAGUAUCCAUGAGGUGUACGGCCUUGUUAAUGGACAUCUGUGUUUCAUCCCUAACGUAUAUGCUGCACUCUGCUCUGCUGCCUUGGUUCCUCUCAUCUGUCUGGUGGGCGUGCUGGUGGUCUUUGCCCACGCCUAUCAGGUCACUCAGCAGUGGAAGGCCUAUGAUGACAUUUACAGAGGCCGCACCAACAGCUCAGAGAUUCCUAUGGUCCUCUACCUGUUUGCACUGGUCUCUGUGGUGUGGCUGUGGGCAGGACUGCACAUGGCUUACAGACAUCUCUGGAUGCAGAUUCUUUAUAUCAUCUUUAACAUCUUGCUGGGUCUGUAUGUGUUUGCAGUUUAUUUCAUGCUCCACAACCAGCUGUGUUGGCCCACUAAAGCCAGCUACACAGUAGAAAUGAACGGCCACCACAGGACCACCUCCAUUUACUCCGGCACCGGUGCAGUUACAGUGGCCAGUGAGAUCAGCAAAUCCACCCAGAACCUCAUCAGUGCCAUGGAGGAGCUAUCUGCUGACUGGGAGCAGGCAUCCCUGAGGCGUGGCAGUCAUCCUGGCACUACGUACCCAUCGGGGUUGCCAAGCCAGCCAUACCAGGGAGAUCAAGAACUACUUAAUGCCCUCACGGCUGAUGAGGAGUCACAGGACUUUGAUGACCUUAUAUUUGCCUUGAAGACGGGCUCUGGUCUUAACAUCAAUGAUGAUGAAUCCCUCCAAGGGAGCCAUGACGAUACCGCCACUGAGUCCCAAAUCGUUGAGCUGCGACGUAUUCCAAUAGCAGACACACACCUUUAACCUUCUUGCUUAUACAUUUUUUAAAUCUAUAUUUACAAAGUACUGAAAAGAAGUGACAUUUUGAUCAUU
This is a messenger RNA of Sardina pilchardus (European sardine), 18543 nucleotides long. RefSeq names its product adhesion G protein-coupled receptor V1 (gene adgrv1). Gene Ontology annotation, molecular function: G protein-coupled receptor activity; adenylate cyclase inhibitor activity; G-protein alpha-subunit binding. The transcript has 88 exons. The record is from RefSeq and is a predicted model, not a curated record. Gene Ontology annotation, cellular component: stereocilium; cytoplasm; membrane. NCBI's taxonomy places the organism in Eukaryota, Metazoa, Chordata, Actinopteri, Clupeiformes, Clupeidae. Gene Ontology annotation, biological process: cellular response to calcium ion; negative regulation of adenylate cyclase activity; cell communication. The coding region runs from base 1 to 18474 and encodes 6157 amino acids.